UUCUUUUCACUGCGGCGAUGUCAUUUCCGUUCAACUUUGGCGUCACAGCGCCAUCUAGUGCCUAUAACAUUAACGCAUUUGGUAACUCAAGGGAAAAAAAACCUUUUCAAGACCUCUUUUAGCUUAUAUAUUUUUUGGAUUGGUAUUUACACUGCGUUUAGGCUACAUGCUGACACAAUUGUGGAAAAAAUCUAACAGAAUAUACAGUUUGUCUAAAAGUAGGAGAGGAUUUAGUAAUCUGUUAAUUGGAUUACUCGUUUCCUGAUGUCCCGAUCACUCACUCGCCUUUUGCACAGCAACAAGUCACGUCGGCACUAUUUGUUAAAAAAGUUCAUUAUAGUUUGAUGUGAAAGAAGUUUCCGCAGCAUUUAUAGCCAAAAUUCCUCUAGGGAUGGCCAUUUUUUUCUUCUAUUGGAUUCUUGCCUGUAUCUGUGGGAUAAGUCUCGGCAAUGUAAAUUCAAAUGAGAAGAUUUACUCAGACAACAUCACUCGUAUUCUGGAUAGACUUUUGGACGGUUAUGACAAUAGACUGCGACCUGGAUCUGGAGGUGGCAUUACUGAGGUGAAAACCGACAUCUUUGUGACAAGUUUUGGACCUGUGUCUGAUGUUGAGAUGGAAUAUACCACGGAUAUGUUCUUUCGACAGAUGUGGGUUGAUGAGAGGCUCAAAUUUGAGGGUCCCAUUGAAAUCCUACGGUUGAACAAUCGCAUGGUAGACAAAAUCUGGAUACCGGACACCUUCUUCCGAAAUUCCAGAAAAUCAAUUUCUCACAACAUGACCACACCUAACAAGCUUUUCCGGAUUAUGCAAAACGGGACUGUACUCUACACAAUGAGACUAACAAUAAGUUCAGAGUGUCCAAUGAAUCUUAUGGACUUCCCUAUGGACGGUCACACUUGUCCUCUUCGAUUUGGAAGCUAUGCCUACACCAGCAGUGAAAUCGUUUUCACUUGGAGAAAGGGGCCUAUCAAGUCUGUUGAUUGUCCCAAAGAGUCCAUGAGCCUUUUGCAGUAUGAUCUGGUGGGACAGACGCUGUCCAGUGAGAUUUUCAAGUCCAACACAGGUCACUACUCUGUGCAGGUGGUCCAUUUCCAUCUCCAGAGGAAGCUGGGAUACUACCUCAUCCAGACAUACAUUCCACUUAUCAUGGUUGUCGUGCUGUCACAAGUCUCUUUCUGGAUCAAUAAGGAGUCCGUCCCUGCGCGUACAGUCGCCGGCAUCACCACAGUGCUAACAAUGACCACCUUGAGCAUCAGUGCCCGCCAGUCCCUCCCCAAAGUGGCCUAUGCCACAGCCAUGGAUUGGUUCAUUGCAGUGUGUUUUGCCUUUGUGGCGUCAGCCCUCAUCGAGUUUGCGGCAGUCAACUACUUUGCCACGCUGCAAGCCAACCGCCUGAAGAGGACAAAAGCCCGACAAGAAAAGCUCGAGGUUUUAGCUACAGCCAGCGACGAUGAAGACAUCGUUUCGGAGUCUAACACCUGCCCUCAAGAAGGCCUUAAGAGGAGAAACCACUCGAUGUGCCCCAGUGAAGCAACCGAGGCGCCGCCCAUGCCAAUAUUCCUUCAGCAAGGCUCAGCCUUCCCGCAAAUCCCGCAGCUGGCUGGCACCAGCCCCAUCGACAAAUAUGCUCGCAUUCUCUUCCCCUUGACCUUCGGCCUCUUCAAUCUGGUCUACUGGUUCAUCUACCUGACUAAGGACACCAUGGAGAGAGCCAGGGAUGUGGAUCGAGCCUCUUAAAAGCAAGACGGCCAGGGAAAGGGCACGUGCAGAGUGAGAGACCACCCUCCCCCCUCCGCAUUCUCUCUCUCUGAAGCUCUCAGCAUUUCUUCUGCUCUCAUCUGACAGAGGAAAUGAAUCAGAAACUCAUUUAUUCUGCUGCCGCACAUCUAUUCAUUUCACAGGCUGUGACCGCUGCCCACUUGUGUUCUGAUCAGUAGGCCGAAGAGCUGCCCUUCACGGGUCUCCAUCCCUAUCGAGCCCACUGACCCAUCAAACCAGACGACGACGGUCCGAUAACGGCAUGCGCGCCGCCUCCAGCAACGCACAUGUUACAUGAAAAAGAAAGCGGAUGAUAUCAUCGCCGAUGGCUGCACCUGCUAGUGAUGCAAGAAGGAACCAACGCUUUCAGAAGGCUGCCCUCUACAGAGUCACAGCCCCCACUGCAAGCACAUCAAAGUCAACUUCCCUCUUCAAACGUGAUCAAAGCUGAGAGAAUGAAUGGUGAGGGUGGGCUUUGUCCAUGCAUGACUCUGUGGGGGUUCGUUUUCUUGCACUGCAGGCUGCUUCUGAAAACGCUGCACGAGGAAAACACAAUUCUUUUUAUUUUUCUCGUCACAAAUGCAACAUAAAAAAAUUGCCCAAGUGGAGCGACCUUCCCCACACUCUUAAAACUGCUGGGUUUAAAGUAACUCAAAUGGCUAACUCAGCACUAAGUCUAAAAGGGACAGACACCCACUGCAUUGGGUUGAGGAUUUGGGUUAAGAUUUCGAUCCUAAAUAGGGGUACAAAGUACACUGUAAAAACAGUUGGGCAAAAGAAAUAACCCAAUUUGGGUGAAAAAUUGACUGAUCCUCUAGCUGACCGGCACAGCACAAGACAAAGGUUUCUCCGCUGUCAUGUCGACUUGGCAAAACUAUUGUAGUACCGCAACUAAUCUGUGAGAGGCAGCAUUGUGCUACAGGGCAUCUGUACUGCAAGAGUAGUUGUAGAAGAAGAAAAACACAUGUUAGGCUGACUGUGAGCUUUUCUGGUAAUUAGUGACUUUAUUCUGAAUGACACGUACUCAACACAGCCAGGACUUGCUCAUAAGAAAGUAGUAAUUGGUGUCAAGGAUUCACACUUCCUGGGAGCCAUCGUGACUGCUUUAGGAUCUUUGUAUGGAGAGGAGGAUCUAAGUCACCACUAGAUGUGUGUUUUGGCUCAGCUAAGUGGUUAUUAAAAAGAUCAUUUUAAAAAAUGUCCUGUGUCAGGUUUGCCAUGCAGAGUCACUCGCGUAAUCUGUUUGGCAGAGGUUUUAUAACAGAUGCCCUUCCUGAGACAUGCCACCCAUUUUUGCACAGGAUUGGGAUGACUGCCUCAUCAACAUGUCUUAAAGUGGUACCCAACUGGACGUUACUGGUUAGUUGGAUUUGAAUGCCGAGCCUCAUGUCCAAAGUUAGCCAAUGAGUUAUGCAGAACUGUGUACAAAAUUGCUACCAACUUUGUGUUGGAUACAUUUUUGCAAAAAACAUCUGUCUUGACUUCCCCUUUAAGGUCUUUUGAGAUCAUGUUAUGUUGGGGUGUAUUUAUUUACGGUUUAAUGUAUUAGUUUGUGUAGACAAUUAUAAACAUACAGUGGGGUGUUACUAAUUUUUUUGCUAUUCCUGUCUGUCAAUUAUAAAUAUACAGUGAGUGGGGUGUUACUAAUUGUUUUGCUAUUUGUGUCUGGCCUUGGGAUUUACUGUAUUCAAAUCCCAUAAGCACAAAAAAAUAUACUGUGGUUUAAUUCAUUUG
Syngnathus typhle (broad-nosed pipefish) is the source of this 3493-nucleotide messenger RNA. RefSeq names its product gamma-aminobutyric acid type A receptor subunit alpha6a (gene gabra6a). Gene Ontology annotation, molecular function: inhibitory extracellular ligand-gated monoatomic ion channel activity; GABA-A receptor activity; benzodiazepine receptor activity. Gene Ontology annotation, cellular component: dendrite membrane; GABA-A receptor complex; postsynapse. Gene Ontology annotation, biological process: gamma-aminobutyric acid signaling pathway; signal transduction; nervous system process. NCBI's taxonomy places the organism in Eukaryota, Metazoa, Chordata, Actinopteri, Syngnathiformes, Syngnathidae. The transcript has 10 exons. Bases 392 to 1738 code for a protein of 448 amino acids. The record is from RefSeq and is a predicted model, not a curated record.